Pediculus humanus corporis (human body louse) is the source of this 1671-nucleotide messenger RNA. Its product is annotated as Involucrin, putative. The transcript has 2 exons. The record is from RefSeq and is a predicted model, not a curated record. Lineage: Eukaryota; Metazoa; Arthropoda; Insecta; Psocodea; Pediculidae. Gene Ontology annotation, biological process: protein stabilization. Gene Ontology annotation, cellular component: membrane; cytoplasm; cytosol. The coding region runs from base 1 to 1671 and encodes 556 amino acids. Gene Ontology annotation, molecular function: protein-folding chaperone binding; adenyl-nucleotide exchange factor activity.
AUGGAUGUGGCACUUGAUAAUUCAUCAUCGUGUCCAAAUUAUAACGAAUCGGGUUUUCCCUUUGCUGAUGAUCGGAAAAGAACAAAUUUGCGAUCGUAUUUGGAUGAAAUAGCAGCUCGUCAUCCAGAAUUUGCCGAUCAAUUAAAAGAACCUCCAUGGGAUGAAAAUUUUAAGGAUUCCCCCAAUAGGCAAGGCAGAGGUUUGAAUACAGAAAGACAGGAAAAUCUGAGUCAAGAAGGAAGUAGUAGUUCAAAUCAAAUUCCUCCUGAAAUCAACGAACCCCAACAAAACCUAACGAAUUUCGGAUUGAGAAACACAGUACCGCUUGGACCGGGAGUGUUGUUGAAAGAAGAAAGGCAGCAAAGGUCUAUGUCAGCUCCUCCUGAUCAUAGAGCCAACGAAAAACCUCAGAGAUUUGUCACGAAAUGCGAAAUACCCAUAAUGCAUGAUCCAAGUCAAGAUCCCGCCAAUCAGAAAUCUGGAAGAAAUACUCCGGAUAAUGCGCAGCACAAGUCAAACAAUUCGCCCAACGUUCGCGUGAUACCCAUUCAGGUGGAAGGCCGAGAUGCGCCCUUACUAAAUACAAAUAUAGACACGGCCACGAAUUUUGGAGCGGAAUCAUUUCGAGAACCUAGCUUUGAUGGGCGUUUGCCUCGAGAUUUCGGCGCUUAUCAAAGACACUCUCCAAGAUUUGGCCAUAAGGAAAGAACUCCCACUCCUCCGAAUCAGCAGUACGCUCAUCACUACCAGCAGUAUGUGCCACCCCAGCAACAUUUUUCGCCUUCGCAACAAUAUUACGGACCUUCUCAGCAACAAUUCGGACCCUCGCAACAGCAUUUUGGACCAUCCCAACAGCAUUUCGGACCCUCGCAACAACAACAUUUCGGACCUUCUCAGCAACAUUUUGGAUCCUCUCAAUUUAUGCCUCAGCAACAAUUCGUGCCUCAACAACAGCAUCAUCAACAACAACAACAGCAGCAGCAGCAACAGCAACAGCAUCCGCAACAAAACUACCGAUACCAAGAUAACAUGUAUGCCAAUCAGCAUCCGCACGGUCAAAAACCACAAACUCCACCGCAUCAAAAGCAACCCUCUCAGCCACAAUUUCCUCAACAAUCUCAACCGCAACCGACGGCUAAACCGGACGAAACCGAUUCGAAACCUGCACCGCAACCAAAGCCAGAACCCAUCAAAGAUCCGAUCGAAAGAGUGCAAGUAAUUCAAAAAGAAGUUGAAGAGCUGAUGAAACAAGUAGAAUCAUUCAAUGGAAAUUCGAGGGCCGACAAGCAGUACUUACUGUUGGACGAGCUGUUGACCAGACAAUUACUUUUACUAGACAAUAUCGACACGGAGGGUAAGGAAAACGUGAGGCAAGCUAGGAAGGACACGAUAAAAAGCAUUCAACGAUGCAUCAGCACUUUAGAAAAUAAAGUACCCGCGGGCGAAAACGAAGGAGAUUCCUCUUCCGUCAACUCGAAAGAAGAGAAAGACGAGAAAAACGUGGCAGAAUCCGAUUCGGUUCAAUCGACGGAAACGGAUAAAACGGUCAAAGAAAACACUCCAACGGAUAAUGAUGAUAAAAAGGAAAAUAAUCAAAAUGUGGAAGUUGACGUCAUGAAGGUUGUCAAAGAAUCCGGUCAGGAAUUGAAAAAGGAAAAAAAAGAAGAAUGA